Molecule: messenger RNA, 1237 nt
Organism: Sorghum bicolor (sorghum)
Lineage: Eukaryota; Viridiplantae; Streptophyta; Magnoliopsida; Poales; Poaceae
Product: WW domain-binding protein 11-like
Exons: 3
Coding region: 180-1055 (291 amino acids)
Source: RefSeq, a predicted model, not a curated record
GGUGGGAUUAGGACAUAUCCUUCACCUAUUAGAAGGUAGGAACGUCAUGUAGAUGCAAUUGUUGGUUUUAUUACUCGCUUACACAUGUAUAUGACAGAGGAUGGCUAACCGUGACUGGAUGUACACGGGCUUUGCAAGUAAGAGUGAUGAAUGGAUUAGGGGGGUGGAACAUUUCGUGAAUGAAGCAUUUGACCCGGCUGUUGCUAAAGGGUCAAAACGGAUGCUGUGUCCCUGUAGUGACUGUAAGAACUCAAAAAGAAAACUGCCCUGUUGCUAAAGGGUCAAAACGGAUACACACGGACUUGCUCAUGAGGACGGGAGGAGGGAAGCAGCACGGCCGGUACAUGAUUGCCCACAGCGCAAUCAACCCGGCCACCGUACCCACGCUCCGCGAGGUUCGGCAGGGGAGCAGCUCGACCUCCGACGUCCCCAUACGGCCUCGUCAGCCGAGCUCCGUGCAGCAGAUAGCUACGAUGCAGUCGCAGCUAGAGGAGUUGCGGGCCAGGCAGGACGAGCUGCAGGAGGCUCAUCGGCGAGAGCUGGCGGCCGCGCUGGCGGCCAGAGACGAGGCCCAUCGGCGCCACAUGGAGGCACAGCAGCAGCACACGCAGCGUCAGAUCUCGGACCUAGUCGGAUACUUCCAGUCCAUCCAGAGCUCUACAGCGCCUCCGCUGCCUGCCUCACUCUUCGCUCCACCCCCUGUUCCACCCCCUGUUCCUGCCCCUGCAGGCAGUCCGCAUCAGUCGUGGGGUUCGAACCCGACCCCUUCUCCAGGGAGUGGGUGGCAGGUUACUACUUAUGGCCACCCAAGUACGCAGCACACGUGGCCUGGUGCCCAUCCGCAGCACGGCCACCCCGGGUUGUCCGGCAGCCCUCCUCCGCGCCCCGGGUACUCGUACCCGUACCCGUCGGUGCCAGGGCAGGCCAUGUGGGCGCCGUGGGCAGGUGCGAGCUCUCCACACCCUGGGGGGCACUCACCCUGGUCGGCUUGGCCAGAUGGAGGCUCGGGACACGACGGAGGCCACGACGACGACGGGUCAGAGUCACAGCACUAGGGGUGAGGCGCUAGCGACUUCGAGGAGUGAUAUUCAUGUGGACUUGUGGUUUAUAUUAUGAACUUGUGGUGACUUAUGGUUUAUGUUGGACGUAAUGUUAGAUUUGUCAUAUCUAUGUGGAUUUGUGAUAUCUGUGGACUUCGAUAUGUUUCAUGUGUGAUAUAUAUGUGGAUUGUGAUAUA